AUGAAGAAUCCGGUGAGUGUUUUCCGGCGGUUUUUUGGGCGGAAAGGGCGGAGGGUGAUGGGUUUUGUGAAACGGAACGUGGGGUUUAUCCGGGUGGGGCCGGCGGAGGAGGAGGCGAGUGUGCCGCCGGCGGGACACUUGGCGGUGUACGUGGGGGAAGCGGAGGGCGCCACGUGUAGGGUGGUGGUGCCGGUGUUCUAUUUCAACCACCCGCUGUUCGCGAAUCUUCUAAGGGAGGCGGAGACGGUUUACGGGUUCGAUCACCCCGGCGGGAUCCAGAUUCCGUGUAGGAUAUCGGAGUUUGAGAACGUGAAAUCAAGAAUCGCCGCCGCAGCCGCCGGCGGGGCCCGCCGGAGCUAG
Messenger RNA from Ipomoea triloba (trilobed morning glory), 360 nucleotides. RefSeq names its product auxin-responsive protein SAUR36-like. Bases 1 to 360 code for a protein of 119 amino acids. The transcript has a single exon. Lineage: Eukaryota; Viridiplantae; Streptophyta; Magnoliopsida; Solanales; Convolvulaceae. The record is from RefSeq and is a predicted model, not a curated record. Gene Ontology annotation, biological process: response to auxin.